This is a messenger RNA of Musca vetustissima, 1956 nucleotides long. Its product is annotated as endothelin-converting enzyme 2-like. Gene Ontology annotation, cellular component: plasma membrane. The transcript has a single exon. The record is from RefSeq and is a predicted model, not a curated record. Gene Ontology annotation, biological process: protein processing. Lineage: Eukaryota; Metazoa; Arthropoda; Insecta; Diptera; Muscidae. Gene Ontology annotation, molecular function: metalloendopeptidase activity. Bases 1 to 1956 code for a protein of 651 amino acids.
AUGAAAACUGUAGUUUUCCUACUCCCCCUUAUAACAAUUUCCCAUGGCUAUCAUCAAAAUCCCACCAACCGCCUCAUCUCUACCAUUCACAGUUAUAUGGAUGUCGAUGCGGAUCCCUGUGAUAAUUUCUAUCAAUAUGCCUGUGGAAAUUGGGAGAGGAUACAUCAAAAUCUUACCAACAAGUAUGUGGAUACAUUUGGCAGCUUGGAUUAUAUUUUCAAUGAGCGAAUGAAAUUUAUAUUGCAUGGUGGACGGAGGAGAGGGCGGCAGCGGAGGCAUAGAAAGGGAAAUUUCGAAAAUAUUGAAAUCUAUCAAAAAGUGCGAAAAUAUUUGGAAAUAUGUGAAGAGCAAAAGGAAUUUGAGGCCGAAUAUUAUUUGGAGAUAUUGAAACCCCUACCUCAGGGUUUGGCGGAGUGGCCGGGAAUGGGAGAAAAAUGGCAAGGAAAGUUUUGGAAUUUUUGGUCCACCCUGGGCCGUUUGCAGGCUGUGGGUUUUAAUGGCUUUCCCCUCCUCCUCGAUAUGAAACAUAUUAACUCCACACAUUUCCAAUUGGAAUUGGAUAAGGUGAAUAUUUUGGGUUAUACAGCCUAUGAACAGAGGAUUGUUGAUCGGCUGGAGGGUUCAUUGAAUCCCCAUUAUCGCCAAUUGGCAGCCGAUAUGGAUGAGGUAUUAAAAUCCCUAGCCAAAUUACAUAAGCAGCACAAUUCCUUCCGGGAAGAACAGCUAAGUUUGGGGGAACUCAUCGAAAAGAUUCCCCAUGCGGAUUUUCAGGAAUUUUUCGAAAAUCUUUUUGGCCUUGAAAGGCGUGAUUUUGAAACGGUGCCCAUUGUCGUGAUGAAUUUGGAUUUUUUCCACGAUUUGGCGGAGAUGCUGCACAGAACCUCACCCUCCACCCUAAUACAUUUGUUGAGAAUAAAAUUCCUUGGCUAUAUGGAAAAACUUCUACCCAAGAAGGAGAAUAACUUACAGUGUUUGCAGCACAUGCGGGAUUUGGUACCCCUGGCCCUGGACUAUAUCUAUGAACAGGAAGUCUAUCGCUAUCAACGAAAUCACACCGAUGAAAUUAUUAAGGGAGUAUUCAACCAAAUGCAGCUGAAAUUUUCGGAGAUUUUACAACAUCACUUGGGAGAAUUUUCCGAGCGGGAAAUUGAGUUUCUCCAGCGGAAAAUCCAUUACAUGAAAUUGAAUAUUGGCAACUUACCCCAAACCAAGAGGGGGGAGAAUUUUUAUACGGAAUAUUUUCGUAAUUGGCACGUCGUGGAUGAUGAUUUCUAUUGGAACCACAUGAAUGCCCUGCAGCAUUACUAUAGGCAAAAAUAUCAGAGGCUUUUCCUGAAAGGAUCUACACCCCAUCACACAUUCUUUGUGUGGCCCUAUGGUUCACCGGCCUUUCAACCCAGCGCAAAUUUGAUUGUAAUACCCCAUGCCUAUCUUCGAUUUCCGAUUUUCCAUCCAGGCUUUCAUCCGUUAUUCCUCUAUGCGGAAUUGGGCAACACUUUGGGUCAUGAAAUUAUGCAUGCCUUUGAGAUCAAUGGUUUGGAUUAUGAUGCCUAUGGGAACCCCUCUACCCUACUCAGCUCAAGUCUUGGCGAGAAGCGGGAAUUUGUAAAAUCUCUUCGAUGUUUUGCCCAACAAAAAUCGGCAAGUUUAAAUGAAAAAAUUGCCGAUAUCAGCGGUUUUAAUUUGGCCUAUGCCACAUAUUUUGAACGGAGGCAUCCCAGGCAGCCGGAGGGCUGGUCCACACCUCUUAGCGAUCGGCAAUUAUUUUUUAUAAAAUUUGCCCAAUUUUUUUGUGCCAUAAAUCCACGACGCAUUACCUAUGAUGAGAGUCAUGAUACGCCACAAUAUCGAGUGCCUCAGGUGGUGGCCAAUCAUCGAGAAUUUGAAGAGGUAUUUCAGUGUUCGCCAGGGUCUACAAAGCGUCGUGUAAUUUUAGAGAAAUGUAAUUUGUGGUAA